This is a messenger RNA of Moneuplotes crassus, 1516 nucleotides long. The record is from the annotation of a GenBank genome assembly. Lineage: Eukaryota; Ciliophora; Spirotrichea; Euplotida; Euplotidae.
GUUUGCUGAUCAUCCUUAUAGCCCAUUCCAUCCCUCAGAUAAAAUUGGCCCCUUGAUACAUCAACAUAAAAAAAAUGCAGAGCUAAAUAGAAAGAAGAGAAUGCAAAUGUAUGGGAAUCAAUCUCUAAUGUCUCCGAAUCAGACUUUUACAAGCAGCUCAAGAAGAAGAGAUAGUAGACAAAAUUCAGGAUCGCCAUCGUCCUCUAAACAGCCCUGUAACUCAAAAGAGAGUACUGCCAUUGGAAAGAGAUCCGCUGUUGCAAACAGAAAGAAGUCUAAAAAUCAAGGCGAAAGCUACCAGACAGUCAUACAUGAGGCCGAGAGCUACUUAGAAGAUACAGCUCAGUUUAGAAAGGAAGAGGGGAAAUAUAUGAGAGUGGAAGAAAAGAACUAUCGGACUGAUAAAAACAAGUCUUCUAAAAGACGAGGAAAGAAAUCAACGAUUCAUAUUGAAAGACAGACUCAAAGAUCAGCUUCAAAAAAUAAACAGAGAUUUGGGAAGAAUAAAGAAAGAAGAAUUGAAGAUAGAGUCAAAGAGCUGACGAAAGAAAUCAGUGAAUUAAGGAAACAGAAAGGUGAUUUGAAUCUUAGAUUUGAAAAGGCUAACUCCCAACUAAAUGAUCUUCAGCCAAAAUAUGAUAGGGUUCUGAAAGAAAAAGAACAGUAUAAAAAUUUAGUCCAGCAAUCAAAUAAGACAAAUAACAGCUAUAAAAAAGAAAAUGAAUCUUUUGGCGAUUUGAUUACAGCGUUAAACAAUGUUGCAUACCAACUUUCUGUUUUUUUGUGUAAAUAACUUGGAAAUGGAAAAGAAUAAAAUGAGCAACGAUCAAGAUCAUAUUUAUUAUUCAAAUAAAGUUAGAGAAGAUACACCUGUUAUUCAGCAUUUUCAUGAUAGUUCAGCUUUUCAUUCAUCUCAGCCAAUACAAGAAAACAUGUAUAAUAACGCCUAUCAAGAAGGUGUUGAAAAUGCCCAAAUUUCUAUUCAAGAUAAAGAAAAGCAGGAAUUGCUAUCUAUUAUCUCCAACUUCACCAAGAACAUAAAUAAAAGACACUCAGUUAACAUUCUCGAUAUGGUCAGCUUCCCAAACGACCUCCUAAACGAGUUCCCUCAACUAUUCGAAUCCCUGUCAAACUCUCCGCCCCACUUCCCUAAUGAUCAGCUACAAAAGUACGAAAAUCCUCCAAGAAACUCUCAGGACUUAUCAAUAUCUCAUCUUAGACCCAAUGUCAGCAUAAAUUAAGUCUAUGAAGAAUACCUACUCUGGGCUCGAACUCUACAAAACUGGGACAGAAACCCCAAGGAAUAUGAGCAAAUAUGGCCACUAUUCGAUGAACCAGAGUUUUAACAACGGGAGAAAUUCACAAAGCGCACUUUUGAAAGGAAAGUAUGGCCUAGAUAGUCAAGAGAGAUCUCAUUAUAUUGCUCAAAAUGAAGAAUCCGGAUACAUCUCCCCAGUUUCACCAGUCAAACAACUAUAAUCCCAAUAUUCACUCAAAUAUCUCAAUCUCGCCCAAA